Ceratina calcarata is the source of this 698-nucleotide messenger RNA. Its product is annotated as Tubulin binding cofactor A. Gene Ontology annotation, molecular function: beta-tubulin binding. Bases 197 to 553 code for a protein of 118 amino acids. The record is from RefSeq and is a predicted model, not a curated record. Gene Ontology annotation, biological process: post-chaperonin tubulin folding pathway; tubulin complex assembly. Gene Ontology annotation, cellular component: cytosol; microtubule cytoskeleton. The transcript has 2 exons. Lineage: Eukaryota; Metazoa; Arthropoda; Insecta; Hymenoptera; Apidae.
UUUCUAUAUAAAUGAAACAAAGGCACUCUGACACACAACAAGCAAAAUCAAGCGACAAUUCGGCAUAACCUCACAUAACCUGUUCGAAGUUUCAGUUCCUUUGGUAGUUAUUCGUUUUACCUUAUAAGGGGAGAGAAUAAACGUUUCUGAUCAUUGAAAGCUACUGGAACUGAGGUAAAAUAUUUAAAUUGAAACGAUGUCCGAUCCUCGUAUAAGAACUCUAAAGAUUAAGACUGGAGUAGUGAAACGUCUCGCGAAAGAAAAAGUCACUUACGAAAAAGAGGCAGCACAGCAACGCGAAAGGAUACAGAAACUAAAGGAACAGGAUAAAGAUGGUUACGAUAUAAAGAAGCAAGAAGAAGUGCUGCAAGAGUCUUUGAUGAUGGUACCAGAUUGCCAGCGGCGUCUUGUAAAAGCCUACGCAGAAUUGAAAAAUAUCUUGGAAACGGAGCAAGAUUUAAAAGAAGUUGAGGACUACAUCGAAGCAGAAAAAGUAUUGCAAGAAGCAGUGGCUCAACUUCCCAAAGAAGAAGAAAUCAUGGACAUGUGUUAAAACUAUUAAUUGUAUGAAAGUUCUGUCGAAAACUAAAAGAACUAUAUUUUCAUUUACCAUAGGAUUUUUAAGCAAAGUAAUCGUUUAAUUCAUAAAAGCGUGAUACUAUUAAGACAUUUUAUAUUUAAUAAAAUUAAAUAUUAUC